UGUAGAAGAAGUAUUUUCUGAAACCUUGCGGCGGUUGGUGGUUGUUCUGUUAGUACAAUAAGAAGUCUAUUUCGUAAUUCAUGUGUUGAACGUUUUUAAAUCUAGAAAGUUUUAAAAUAUGGUUUUAACAAAAGAGUUUCGCAUAUGCAUGCCACUAACAGUGGAAGAAUAUCAAAUUGGACAAUUGUAUAUGAUAGCACGCCACAGCUUGGAACAGUCAGGUGAUGGUGAAGGUGUUGAAGUCGUGGACAAUUCACCGUGUGAGGAUCCUGAACAUGGAAAAGGACAAUACACUGAAAAGCGUAUACAUUUGUCAAGCCGCUUACCGUUUUGGGCACAAGCCAUCUGUCCGCGUGUAUUCUAUAUCACGGAAAAAUCCUGGAACUAUUAUCCAUUUACAAUAACAGAAUAUACAUGCUCUUUUAUUCCCAAAUUGAAUAUUUUUAUUAAAACCAAAUAUGAAAAUAAUAACGGCAGCUCAGAUAAUUGCAUCGGUCUAACAGAAGCAGAGCUGAAGACUCGCAUUAUAGAUGAAUUGGAUAUUGGAUUUGAUGAACUAAGCAGUGCAAAGCACUACAAACGUGAAGAAGAUCCAAAAUUCUUUAAAUCCGAGAAAACCGGACGUGGCCCACUUAUUGAAGGUUGGCGUGAAAAUGAUACCCCGAUUAUGUGUUCCUAUAAAGUUGUACAAGCCAGCUUUGAGGUUUGGGGCUUUCAAACACGCGUAGAAGAUUUUAUACAACGCUCAAUACGUGAUAUCUUAUUAUUGGGUCAUAGACAAGCUUUUACUUGGCUUGAUGAAUGGCUAGGUAUGACAUUGGAAGAUGUGCGUGAAUAUGAAAAACAAAAACAAGCUGAAACUAAUGAAAAACUUAAAAAUAAUGGAGUGGAAGAUGAGACUGUACCAGUUGAUGUAGUAAAUGGUAUUACAUCACCACCUACUAAAGAAGUUAUAACAGUUAACGCUGAUGAAAUUGAUUAAUAAUAUAUAGGUAUGAUAACAUAUCCACAUAGUAUAGUAUGUGAUGAAAAAGAAAAAAAUGCAGGAAGUAAAGUUUUUUAAGUCUUAUGCGCAAGUCGGGCAUAUGUGUUCAAUUACAGUACAAUUCUAACUUAACUAAUUAAUGUGUGUUAUUACAAUAUUAUAUAGCUUUAAUUAAGCUAUGUUAUGUUUUCCUAUAGCUUUAUUUAUUAUUUUGAUUUGCAAUGUAAUAUGUCUUACUUAAACUUUCUAUAUUGUGUGUAGUGUGUUCAAAACUAAUUAUUGUAUAUAAGUAAUUAUACAUGAAACUUAUAUCAAGAAGUCCAUUAGAUGUGUUAAAAAAUACUAUGCCAUAGAUAUAUAUGUAUAAGCUAUUAAAUUAGCAACAAUAGUGUGUAAGUGUUAGAAUCGUUAUUGAUAAAUUACAUAAACUAGUUUGCUAUUGUCAUUUUAUAAAUAUUAAAUGAGUCAAAAAUGAAUAAAAGUAUAUUAAUGUUCAAUACUUAAAAGAUAGUAUUGAACAUGUUUUUGUAGGCUUUGUUCAUUUAUAAAAUGUAUCUUUUAAUAUAAUUAAUUAU
Teleopsis dalmanni is the source of this 1560-nucleotide messenger RNA. It is a transcript of the gene rdgBbeta, whose product is annotated as cytoplasmic phosphatidylinositol transfer protein 1. The record is from RefSeq and is a predicted model, not a curated record. Gene Ontology annotation, biological process: phospholipid transport. The transcript has 6 exons. The coding region runs from base 119 to 982 and encodes 287 amino acids. Gene Ontology annotation, molecular function: phosphatidylinositol transfer activity; phosphatidylinositol binding. Gene Ontology annotation, cellular component: cytoplasm. NCBI's taxonomy places the organism in Eukaryota, Metazoa, Arthropoda, Insecta, Diptera, Diopsidae.